Messenger RNA from Dermacentor silvarum, 2835 nucleotides. RefSeq lists its product as uncharacterized. The coding region runs from base 463 to 2697 and encodes 744 amino acids. Lineage: Eukaryota; Metazoa; Arthropoda; Arachnida; Ixodida; Ixodidae. The transcript has 2 exons. The record is from RefSeq and is a predicted model, not a curated record.
AGCCGAAAAUUUGCCCAAAAAUCGAGUUUUCAGAAUUGUAAUUUUUGUGUUCCUACUACCAUCCCGCACCUGCCUGCAACUUUUUAUUAAAAAAUACCAAGUAUUUACGGCGUAACAGCAAUUCAAAGAUUCGUUGGCACACCCACAGACCUUUAAAUUGUGGACAAAUCGCACUUAUUUCGGCUGCCUGUAACUCGCGAACGGCUCGCUCCACCGCGGCCAUUUUGGUAUCGUUGGAAAGCUUGUGCGUUUGGCUUCUUUUUAUCACUCGGUAAGCAACCCUGUUGUCGCCGCCUUCACAAAUAAAACGGAAAAAAAAAAGUGCCCAUAGAAAGUCGUCAUUGGCCAGUUGGGAUCACGUGGCUAAGAUGGCGUCACCUUAUUGGCUUAGGGCACUGGAUUGAAAAAUCUGGCUGGUAGAGGCGCCAUUUUGCCUUUGGUUGCGACCGCGCUACGACGAACAUGCCUGGAGGACCGAAAAAGUUCCACACUGUGUAUCAGUUCGGCCGAAAGCGAGCGAAAAAUAAGAAACGCGCUAAGGGCACGACAUCGCGGGACACUGCAACGGAUCAGCAAGCGACCCUCGUCGCUAAGACACCCGACAACGGCGAUGGAGGUGAUAGCGGUUCGACAUCGCGCGGCCCUGCAACCGAUGCGCAAGUGACUCGUGGUGCUGGGGUAUCCGACAACGGCAGUCCGCUAAAUAAGGGCACAACCUCGCGCGGCUCUACAACGGGUCAGCAAGCAACUCGCGGCGACGCUGGUGAUAGCGAUCUGCAGUAUGACGGCAUCCUUCGCGCCGACUCCGGCCGUGUGAUAGUUGCGGCACGCGGCGACGCUGGUGAUAGCGAUCUACAGAACGACGGCUUCCUUGGCACCGACUCCGGCCGUGUGAUAGUUGCGGCUCGCGGCGACGCUGGUGAUACCGAUCUGCAGAACGACGGCAUCCUUCGCGCCGAUACCGGCCGUGUGAGAGUUGACGCUAGAACUGUCACGAGCAGCGAAAUAGCUCAAGUGAGUGCCCGUGAUCAAGUCACGCUUGAUAGACUCGAGUCGACGCCGGCAACAGCGCGAAAGACUGCUGUUUUCACUGAUGCAAGUGACGCGUCAUCGGCCUCAGCCGUGGACAAUGCUGCUUUAUACGCGAUUGUUGACCUGAACCUUCUGAAUGUGCUGCUCGCUGCCCUGCAGUGCAAGGUAUGCGGAGGGUGUGCGAAACUAGUCACGGGCGACCGUGACUACGGCCUCGCCAAGAAACUGGUCGUGUUGUGCGAGAAUUGUGGUGAAGUUGCGGCGCAAUGGAAUUCGCGCAGAGUUGAUGGUGAAAAGACAUGUAAUCCAUUUGAGAUUAACAUGUUAGCCACACGUGCAAUGCUCAGCAGUGGAAAUGGCCAAACAGCCAUGAACGACAUCUUCGCGUCGAUGGGGCUUUCGCGCCGGGGGCUCCACAAUAAAACGUUUCAGCGCCACCUGAAGAAGACGCUAGAGCCUGCUGCCACCCGAGCUGCCGCGACCGUUAUGACUCGGUGCGCGAAAGAAGUCACUGAACUGUAUGAUGACAUUUGUUUUGGACACAAAAAGAACAUUGCCGUGUGCUACGACGGAACUUGGUUGACAAGGGGACAUUCCUCACAUAUUGGUGUUGGAACUGUUGUGGAGCUCUUCACUGGAUAUGUGCUCGAUUAUCAUGUGAUGUCUAACUUUUGUUUGGGGUGCGAGAAUGGUCCUAAGCCAGACAGUGAGGGCUAUGACCUUUGGAAGUUGAGCCACCAGUGCCAGAAAAACACAAGCUGCAAGUCUGGCCAGAUGGAAGUAGAAGCAGGCAAAAUCUUGUUUGAGAGGUCGCUUCAGCGACAUAACCUUCGUUAUACCACCAUGUUGUGUGACGGUGACAGCCGCACAUACAAUGCAAUUAGAGAGGCAAAAGUUUACGGAUACAUUGAAGUAGAAAAAGAGGAUUGCGUUAACCAUGUCAGAAAACGCAUGGGCACUGCACUCCGCAACUUAUUACAGAAACACAAGGGUGAAGGCAAACGAAGCCUCGGUGGCAAGGGGAGAUUGACAGCUGAGCUGGUCGACAGGUUGGCUAUCUACUAUGGCCGAGCCCUAAAAUCGCAUGUUGGUGAUGUGGAAGCCAUGAGCCGUGCAGUGAUGGCAACUUUUUAUCAUGUGACUUCCACUGACAGUUGCCCAAACCACGCCCUGUGCCCGGCUGGUGAGCAGUCUUGGUGCCCCCACAAUGCAGCAAAGGCCAAAGGGGAGCCAGAGCCUAGGCACAAGUAUAAUUUGCCUAGUGAUGUGGCUGCAGCUCUUUUGCCAGUGUACCAGCGCUUGUCAGAAAAGAGCCUGCUGCAGAGGUGCCUGAGGGGAAGGACUCAGAAUUCGAACGAGUCUCUGCACUCUGUAAUCUGGAGCCUGCUAGCAAAAGAGCAGCACUGGUCUCUAGUUGCAGUACAGGCAGCUGUUGCAGAAGCUGUGCUACGUUUUAAUGCCGGCAACGAGUAUGCAGCUGCAGCAGUGCUAACACAGCUGGACAUGAAUAUAACACCCACUGGGUCCAGCAGGGCAAAAGAAAAGGACUUGCGGCGUAGCACAAGUUCUUCCAAAAAAAGGGCAGCAUCACUUGGCCUUGCUAAGGCAGUCAAAAAAAAGCACCACGACAGCAUGCAUCCUGACUACUCCCCUGGUUCAUUUUGAGAGAUAUUGGUGGGGGUGUCUGUCAAUAAACGCAAAUAUUUUUGUCCGUUUUCUCAUAGCAGCAUUUCUGAUGGUGUCAUGGUCUUGGAGCAACAAUAUCUCCAGUUGUACUUAUCCUAUCGCAGUAAUUCUUUUUUU